Saccostrea echinata is the source of this 1885-nucleotide messenger RNA. RefSeq lists its product as uncharacterized. Gene Ontology annotation, biological process: DNA catabolic process. Gene Ontology annotation, cellular component: cytoplasm. The transcript is spliced from 3 exons. NCBI's taxonomy places the organism in Eukaryota, Metazoa, Mollusca, Bivalvia, Ostreida, Ostreidae. The record is from RefSeq and is a predicted model, not a curated record. Gene Ontology annotation, molecular function: 3'-5'-DNA exonuclease activity; nucleic acid binding. The coding region runs from base 2 to 1261 and encodes 419 amino acids.
GAUGUCGACUUCCUGCAGAAUAUGCGAACACAGUGAACGCAAAGGCUGUGAACCAAAAGAACACACCUGUAGGAAGAAUUGGAGUGGAAGUGCCAAAGCCAUGGAGCCAGCAAUGGCAGUCAAGAUGAUAAAAAACAUAAAAAGUAAAGGACACACUCUUAAGACACUAGUUAUGGAUGAUGACACUAGCACAAUUUGCAAAGUUCGUGAAGAAGUUGAUCCAGACAUUGAAAAAUGCAGUGAUAAAAAUCAUACUUUCAAAAACUUCACCAACCACCUGUUUACUCUUCAAAAAGAAAAGUACAAGAGGAUCCUCAGCACAAAGACAAUUACUCACAUCAAAAAGUGUUUUGCCUAUGCUGUGUCAUCAAACAGGGGAAAUCCAUCAGCGCUGAAAGCAAAUCUUAUUGCCAUACCACAUCAUCUCUUUGGAAAUCACUCCACCUGUGAUUCAAAGUGGUGUCGGUACCUUCAAAAUAAAGAAUCAUACAUCCCAAGGAAUCUUCCUUAUGGACGAUAUCUGUCAGAUACCAAUUUGCAUGAAGAUCUACUCCAUCUGGUUUCAUCAUUUGCAGGGCAAGUUGAUAAGCUUUCAUCUCUAGAAAGCACCCAGGGCAAUGAAAACUUCAACUAUAUGGUGUCAAGGAAAAAUCCUAAGAAUAACUUCUAUUCUGGAUCUGAGAGCACCUCUGGAAGAGUUGCAGCUGCUGUAUGUGAGAAAAAUUUGGGGCCACAAUAUGUUACAAAGGUAAAUGAAGAAUUGAGUUUGUCCCCGGGAUCAUUUACGCUAAAGGAUGCAGAAAGAAAAAUGAAGAAAAGAAAGAUGAAUGCAGAAAAAACAAUUCCACCACCCCCACCACAACACAUUCAAGUUCCAUUGCCGCCAGAUGAUUACUACAGAGUGUACUUUGACCUUGAGACAACUGGCCUUGGACUAUCAUGUGAAAUUAUACAGUUGGCAGCAGCAUGUGGAAAUGAAUGUUUCAGCUGUUAUGUUAUGCCAAAAUCACCUGUUCAAGAACAAGCUACUCGGGUAACAGGGAUGACAUUUGAUGGCACCACUCUGUACAAACGUGGCCUACCACUUGAUGCAGUGUCUCUGGAUGAAUGUUUGUCAUCAUUUCACCUUUGGCUCACAGGAAUACCUAAACCGGUUUUAUUUGCACACAACUGUAGACAGUUUGACAGCAUAAUUUUAUGUCGUGCCAUUUCAAAUUGUAAUUUUCAUGUACUGUCUGAAUGUAUAAUAUGGAUUUUGUGAUACUUUACCAAUGCUAAAAGAGCACAGUUCUACUGCAACUACCAGUUACUCUUUAGAGACAUUAAUGAAGAAUGUACUAGGAUGUUCAUAUGAUACACAUGAUGCAGUAGAAGAUUGUAAAUAUUUGCAAAAGCUUACUGAGCAUAGUAGUGUUGAUGCAUUUUAUCUGAAUUACACAUUUUCUGCUUCCUAUAUCAUGGAUACUAUAAAACAGAUGGAAAGUACAAAAUCAAAUUUAGACUCCUUGAUGCCUUUGAUUAGAGGUAAAGUUGUAUCAUAUAGUAUGGGGAAGAAGAUUGCUUCCUCGGGCCUUUCUUUACACCAUUUAUGUUUAGCAUAUGAAAGAAAGGGAUUUGAUGGAGUCUUUAGCAUAUUUACAGAAUGUUUUCAUGGUAAAGUAAGGGUGACAAAACAUAAAAAAAUCAUAACUGCUGUUGCAAACUUCUUGAAAGAGAGGUAACUCUGUCAAAUUAUUUACUGCAUUGUAUUUCAACCUAUUGUAUAAUGAGUAUUUCACUGGAUACAACACAUGUUUUAGUGAUUAUUUCAUAUUUCUGGUUCUAUUGAACAUUUCUGUGCUCCAGAGAAUGGAUGGAAGAUAUUUUGUGCAAUACAGUAUACAGA